Heterobilharzia americana is the source of this 1116-nucleotide messenger RNA. NCBI's taxonomy places the organism in Eukaryota, Metazoa, Platyhelminthes, Trematoda, Strigeidida, Schistosomatidae. The record is from the annotation of a GenBank genome assembly.
AUGGAUGAUAGAAGGAAAUAUUUUUUAAAACAUCAGUUUAUUGCAAGGAAGUAUGAUUUACAAACGACAUCAACUAAACUUGUAUUACAUAACUGGUUGAAUCCAAAGACAAAUCACUUAAGGGAUUUCGAUUCAACUUCAGUUAAUCUACAGAAAUCUAAAAAAUUGAUUAAAAGAAAAAGUGUACAAAACAAGUCGGGGAAAACCAACACCCAAGGACAGCCAUUUAACGAUCAAGAUAAUAAAAAUAAUUGCCUAAUGAAACAUAAUAGACAUAUAAAUUGUUUCACUUCAACAUUGAAAAUGUUACCUAAUCAAAGAUAUUCAACUAUGGUCAAUAAUGUGAAAAACUGUUUUUUUCAACGAUAUGAAAUGCAUAGAAACGAAUGUAUAUUUAAACGACUGAAAAACCUUUGGAAAGAACAAUUCGAUGUAUAUAUCUUACCUGUAAUAAGAAAAUGGAAUAAUAAUAUGAAAAAAAGUGAAAUGAAAUGUACAAGUACACAAAUGACACUAACAACUGAUAGGCUUGAUAAUAAUAGUUCAAUUUUAACUGAACAAUUUAAAAUGAAUAACAUGAAGUUGGAAAGUAUUGAUGAUGACAGUAUGUCAGUUAACUGUAGUACACUAUCAAGUAUUUUAUCAUCAUUGAAAGAUAAUUUAUUAGAUAAUACAAAUUUUGAUGAAAAUUAUCUAAGAAAUUUUGAGAAAAAUUAUGUAUUCAAUGAUUCAACAGAAUCAACUAAUUCAACAAUAUACUUGUAUUGUUCAACAUGUAGCUAUAUUGUUGUUUGCCAUAAUCUUGAUGAACUAAAACAAUUCGAUAUAACAGAAUCUAAUCUAUCUUCAUCUGCAUACUACUUGACCUAUGAAGAUGAAGAAGAUAUCUGCGAGGAAUUCAAAAACGAUGAAGGUGAUUCAUUUUGCAUUGAUUACUUAAAUCCAGCAUAUGAAUGGAUCAAAUCAAACCGUCCUUGUUCUGCACCACCAAAAUUAAUCUCUCAAGUCCAUGGAGAGCCAAUAUAAAUGAAAUCAGGAUAUAUUGUUUGUAAACUGGUCUAAAUUACCUAUGAAGACUAUUCCUAAAAAAUGAUCAUUAUAUUUUCCUGAAUAAUA